Messenger RNA from Malus domestica (apple), 703 nucleotides. RefSeq lists its product as uncharacterized. Gene Ontology annotation, biological process: regulation of DNA-templated transcription. NCBI's taxonomy places the organism in Eukaryota, Viridiplantae, Streptophyta, Magnoliopsida, Rosales, Rosaceae. Gene Ontology annotation, molecular function: transcription coactivator activity. The record is from RefSeq and is a predicted model, not a curated record. Gene Ontology annotation, cellular component: nucleus.
AUGGAGAUACAACCCAAGAAAUCCCCCAUCCCACCCACCCCGCCUCGGCAGAUCAAAGAAAAUACAAGAAGAAGAAGGAGAAGAACAUCAUGUUUCACUACAAAGAGGAAAAAGAAGCAAAGAAGGAAGCAUUCAGGAAGUACUUAGAAUCCAGUGGAGUUCUUGAUGCCCUCACCAAAGUUCUGGUUGCUUUGUAUGAGCAGAAUGAGAAGCCUUCCUCUGCACUUGAGUUUGUUCAACAAAAGUUAGGGGGUCCAUCUGUGUCUGAUUACGAAAAGCUACAGGCUGAAUUGUCCGAGUUGCAGAAAAAGUAUAGCACACUUUCAGCAGCAUACCAAGAAACAUGCACUGAGCUAGAGGGACUUAAGAGCUCACAAUUACUUAACGUGGCCUCGCUUUCUAUCAAAGACAAAGAGACCGCAGGCGAGGAGGCCCUAAAGGAGAAAAUCUAGAAGUGCGGUAGAUGAUUGUGUAAAUUGCUAAGCUACGCAAAACCUUUUCGUGUGAAUAUAUCAAACAUGUGACAGGAGCCAUGGUUUCCUGGCUGUAGUAUCUACAAUACACGCCAGAACUUCGUACUCUCUGUGUAUGUGCUCGCGUUAACUUGUGUUUGUGUCAUCUCUUUCAUCAUUGUAUGUGUUUGGUGUGAGUUCUAUGUAACUGAUUCCCAUGAGAUAUCUUCAAAUUUUAAUGUCAUUUGAUA